AUGGCUUCUUGUCUUGUGCCGGACUUCCCGGCCGUCAUGGUUGCUCUCGAGCAUUUAAAGAAACUGGACAAGCAGCUGAAAGAGGAUGGAGUACCUUUCUCACCUGAAGCCAGCCUCCACCUGACGGAGAUAACUGCUGCGAUCACUGAACUUGAGAUGGAUUGUCAUGCUGCUCAUGAGCAUUUGGAAGUGGAAACCAUAGAAAACAGCAAGUUGAGACAUGCAAUUAACAAUAUAAGAGAAAGAAUGAGCCAGGAAACUAUGGCUGAUGUAGCAGCAGCCCGGGCAUCUAACACUGAAGAGAUAGAGCAGCUGCACAAAGACCUCAACGCAGUCUCUCAUCAGCAAGAAGCCACUGUAAAGAGGCGUGAAACACUCCUGAGCCAGAAGGAGGCACUGUACCUGGAGCGAGAGCAGGUGAAGGCUGAACAUGAAGAGAUCAUUGCUGUUCAGAAUGAGCAAAUCACCUUAAAGUAUGGCUCGCAGAAAGAGCUUGAUGAGACGAAGGACCGGAUAAAUGCGCUGAAGUCCUGCAUCACCGCUGUCAAACAGGACAAAGUAACCCUGCAGCAAAAGAUGGCGCUGGAGAGAGAGGCUUUCACGGUAAAAAAAGACAACCUGUACAGAGAGGUGGACCAGGCUAAGGAUAAAGUUAAUCAGCAGAAGCAAUUGAUUGAGAGGAGCAGAGGAGAAUUGGACAUAAUUAAUUACAAAAAACGAGAAACCCAUGACCAUCUGAGUACGCUCAUAAUUGACGUGGCCAAGCUAGAGAGCAACUUGCGAAGACUGGCAGCAUCUCGGUGCCAGUGCGAGAAACAGCUGCAGGGGGAAACUCAAAAGCAUCAAGAAUUGAGGCAACAGAGAGAAACGCUGAAGAAGGAGUUACGUGAGUUAGGAGAAGCCUUCUGUGUUGCCGUCCAGCGUCUUAAAGAAGAAAUUGCCACAGUGGAAGAUGAAAUAAAGGAGGCUCAAGCAUCAAGAUCGCUCUGUCAAGACUCCUUGGCUCAAAUCUAUGAGAUAUUCACGCACCAGCAUGAUGAAGAAAACGAUGUAAGAGCAGAGCAUUUCCACGUCUCGCAGCAGCUCGAGCAGACCAAGCUGCAGCUGGAGGAGCGCAUCGCCACCAUAGUCAAACACAGCAAGGAGAUCAAAGAGAUAGACAAGCAGAUCAGAGAACUCCUGGAGGCCGAAACGAUCACCAAGCGUGUGUUUAAAAGGAAUCAGGGGAAGUUGUGCGAUAACGUUGAUACAGAGAAGAAGAACGUCAUUCAUUUUGAGGAGGAGAAGAGGCGGCUAACAAGGCUAUUGGAGGAGGUGAAGAGGAACCAGGAGGAGCACGUGGCAAAGAUGACCUCAGAUAUCUGCAACACCAGGAUGAGAUACCAGGAGCUUCGACAAGAGGAGACCGCACUCCAAAAGCGCGAUCCCAAGAGCACAAAUGCUGACUUGCUGAUGAGCCAUGUGACCAAGUGUGAGGUAGAAUACAGACAAAAAGAAACCAAACACCAGGAGGAAAUAGCGCGGUGCACAGCAAAGACCGUGAGCAUCAUGAGGAGCCACGUGGAGAAGCAGAGGGAGGUGAAGGAGCAAGAGGAGAUGCUGAAGGAGGUGGUUGCAAAGUGGAAUGAAGAGCAAUCCAGGCACCAGAGAUUGAAUACGCUGACCUCCGAAUUCAGGAGGAGGAGAACCGAUCUGAAGCUGUUGAUUCAGGGGCUGAAGGAGAAAACGGGCUCUCUGCUGCAGCCCAAAGAAGACAUGAAGACAGAGCUGGAGGAGCUGCGAGAAAGUUACAUGGACGUGCUCGAUGAGCAGGCCUCGGAGCUGAGAGCUGUCGAGAUGAGCAUCUAUGACAAUGGCGUGAAACUGGAGCAGGUCAGCAUGGAGAACAGCAGGCUGCAUCUUUGUAUCAGACAGAUGACAGAGGAUGUUGACGGAGUCAGAGAGGACAAAGAACGAUACUGGCAGGAGGUUCACCAGUUCAAGCGGAACAUAAAGACCUUGUUUGAGAGCUUACAGGAUGCAUGGAAAGAGGAUUCAUUGGUAACUCUGGACGGUCAGAACAGCGAUGGUGUGCUGUUGGUGUCGUCGAGUGCCAUGUUGAACCACCUGAAGACCAGGAGACAGCAGUUGGGGAAUGUCAGCACACUUUUACACCACCAAAUGUUAGACUUCAGCAAACGACUAGGGGAUAAAACAAUUGUAUAA
This is a messenger RNA of Cyclopterus lumpus (lumpfish), 2205 nucleotides long. It is a transcript of the gene ccdc175, whose product is annotated as coiled-coil domain containing 175. The coding region runs from base 1 to 2205 and encodes 734 amino acids. The record is from RefSeq and is a predicted model, not a curated record. The transcript has a single exon. Lineage: Eukaryota; Metazoa; Chordata; Actinopteri; Perciformes; Cyclopteridae.